This is a messenger RNA of Periconia digitata, 761 nucleotides long. The record is from the annotation of a GenBank genome assembly. Lineage: Eukaryota; Fungi; Ascomycota; Dothideomycetes; Pleosporales; Periconiaceae.
AACCAGUCCAGAAGUCGUAGAGUAGUCUUCGACGAUCCACUCAGCAUCAGUUUGGCACAGUCUGAAAGAGCAUUAAAUGUCUUGCUGGCUGUCUUGCCUGUGGAGAGGUUCUGGAGGACAGCAGACCCGCUACUAGUGCCGCUCGCAGUGACCGUCAUAUUGAUUCGAUCACCGGCUUUGACUGGGAAUCCAUCGAAUUCGUAGGGGUAAUCCGGCCACCACUCAUACCAGGCACGGAAAGACACCGUGUUCCCUACGAUGGCGAAAUCCACUCCAGCCUGGAGAAUGGCGGAGGUACAGGUGCUACCAUCGAUACCCACCCAAGCGGAAGCGGCGUAUGCAGUCAAAGUGCUUCCACCUGCAGGCCUCUUUGGAUUGGGUACAGUAAAGAUGCCGGUCACACUCUGGUAGCCAGAACCGCUGAGUACGGCACCGACCCAAUUGUUGCUGUAUUUCACAAGAGUGCUGUUGCUGGCUUCAGGAUGGAAAUCUUCGAGGUUUGUUGAAGGCUGAAGCGGAUUGGAGUGGCGGUCUCGAAGUGCUGCACGCCUAUUGAUACGUGCGGCGGCGCGUUCCCUUUGCGAUGGAAGGCUGGCGGCGAUGGACGAAGCGAAAAGACCGGAAGUAAUAUAUGAAGAGAGCUUCAUUUUCGAGUCGUGCUGUUGAUUUGAGAUGAUAUUUUGAGAUGUAAAAGAGUCUGUAUGAGGUAUUGUUGCCCUUAAAUAUACAAAAUUCCUAGGCUCGCAUUCUAAGGAUUGACC